AUGAUGCUGGUGGCUCUGCUGAUCACCCUCCGCUACCUGGGCUUCAAUACCCUCUUCCGGCAGGCCUAUGCUGUUCCUAUUCUGCCCCUGGGCCUGGCUCCAGACACCUUCGAUGAUGCCUAUGUGGGUUGCUUAGAGGAGAUGGAGGAGAAGGCAGCCCUCCUGCUAAAGGAGGAGAUGGCUCAUCACACCCUGCUGCGGGAAUCUUGGGAGGCAGCCCAGAAGGCCUGGGAACAUCGUCGUCAAGGGCUCACUCUGCCCCUUGGCUUCAAAGCCCAGCAUGGAAUAGCCAUUAUGGUCUACACCAACUCAUCUAAUACUUUGUACUGGGAGCUGAAUCAGGCCGUGCGGAUGGGCGGUGUCUCCCGCGAAUACUACAUGAGACACUUCCCCUUCAAAGCCCUGCAUUUCUACCUAACCAGAGCCCUGCAGCUUCUGCGGAGCCAUGGAGGCUGCAGUAGAGGAUCUGGGGAGGUGGUGUUUAGAGGCGUGGGCAGCCUUCGGUUUGAACCCAAGAGGUUGGGAGACUCUGUCCGCUUAGGCCAGUUUGCCUCCAGUUCCCUGGAUGAGGCAGUAGCCCGCAGGUUUGGUAAUGCCACCUUCUUCUCUCUAAGGACUUGUUUUGGGGCUCGUAUUCAGGCCCUGUCUGUCUUCCCUGAAGAACGUGAGGUGCUGAUUCCCCCCCAUGAAGUCUUCUUGGUCACUGGGUUCUCCCAGGAUGGACCCCGGAACCUAGUGACUCUCUGGAGCUAUAAUCGGACCUGCAGCCACUUUAACUGCGCAUUUUUGGGUGGGGAGAAGAGGCGGCGAUGUGUGCCUGGACCAGGAAUCCUGGGAACUGGUGACCUUCAUAUGAAGAAGGGGGCUUCAAAUAGCCUUGAGAAGCAAGACCAUGGUUCUGGACCCACCUCCAGCAGCCAUAUUCCAAAAGGGUGUGGGGAGACCUUAGGCCAUUGCAGGGUUGAGGGAAGCACACUAUCUGGUGGGGACUUCCUUGGACAAGCAAGGGAAAUACUAUGA
Marmota flaviventris (yellow-bellied marmot) is the source of this 1020-nucleotide messenger RNA. It is a transcript of the gene Art5, whose product is annotated as ADP-ribosyltransferase 5. Gene Ontology annotation, molecular function: NAD+ poly-ADP-ribosyltransferase activity; NAD+-protein-arginine ADP-ribosyltransferase activity. Lineage: Eukaryota; Metazoa; Chordata; Mammalia; Rodentia; Sciuridae. The record is from RefSeq and is a predicted model, not a curated record.